UAUCACAAUCACAUGACACUUUUUGCUUCUUGCAAGCUGUACUAAAAGCUUGAAGAUGCUUAGCCAGGUAGACACAGGUGUUCUGCUACUCCUCCUGUGCUGUGUGCACGGAGCCUGGUCUCAAGGAAACUGUGUGGAGUACGCAAAAGAUGAUGAAUUGAACAUCGUCUUGUGCAUGAGCAGACCUGAAACAGUCCAGGUGAAUGAGAACACCACCUUGGAGAUAUGGACAAAGUAUAGCUACUUUGACAAUUUCACGAAUGCAACUGAAGUGACUCUGGAAUUGACGUUUGCUCAUGACAUCGUUGAUGGCCCCAGUAAUGUGACCCUCCGUGGUGGUAACAAGAGCACGGUGGUACUGUAUGGGCUGGGGGCUGGACGCACUCUCGUCUCUCUCACCUGUCCCAACAACACUGACAACGAUACCUGCCCUUUCUCAGAAGAAUACCUUGCCCUGGUUGAGCGUGAGGUGGCCUUUGUACAUUCUCUACCACUCAACAUUAUCAUCGCCAUCGUUGGCUGGAUCUACUUUGCUGCAUGGUCCGUCUCCUUUUACCCUCAGAUUAUCCUCAACUUCCGCAGACGCAGUGUGGUAGGUCUCAACUUUGACUUCAUAGCUCUGAACAUCACUGGUUUCCUCUGCUACUCUGCAUUCAACGUAGGCCUCUUCUGGAUUACCCCAGUACAGCAAGACUACUUUCUCCGUCAUCCUGCUGGAGUGAAUCCAGUACAGAUCAACGAUGUUGUCUUUGCUCUGCACGCUGUGGCUGCUACCAUAUUCACCAUCUUUCAGUGCCUCAUCUUUGAACGAGGAGGUCAGAGGGUGUCCUACUCCGCUAUGCUUCUGUUGACUGCCAUGUGGUUGGUGAUAUUCAUCAGCCUGUUUGUGUCAGUGGGGAACAAGCUGUCCUGGCUCGACUAUCUCUAUGUCCUCUCCUACGUCAAACUGGCCGUAACUCUCGUCAAAUAUGUGCCUCAGGCUUGGCUUAAUUGCAAGCGCAAGAGCACUGAGGGGUGGAGCAUUGGUAAUGUGCUGCUGGACUUCACUGGAGGCAGUUUCAGUAUUCUCCAGAUGUUCCUUCUCUCCUACAACUAUGAUGAUUGGCAGUCCAUAUUUGGCGACCCCACCAAGUUUGGAUUGGGUGCGUUCUCAAUCAUCUUCGAUAUUCUCUUCAUCAGUCAGCAUUACAUCAUCUACCCUAAGAGAAAAAGAAAUAAGAAGAAGCGAUUGGAGUCUAAUGGUUCAACUGAGGAAACUGCCCCUCUAAUCCAGGACAAGAUCAACAGCACACCUACAGAAACUAAGAAAGGACUAAAGAAAUUUUUCGCAUAAAUAUAAUUAUCGUAAUUAUUAACUUAAUAUUUUGUCAUUUUUAUACAGUAUGCUGUUUUAUGGUAUACCUAUUAUUUUUGUUG
Halichondria panicea is the source of this 1416-nucleotide messenger RNA. RefSeq names its product cystinosin-like. Gene Ontology annotation, molecular function: L-cystine transmembrane transporter activity. The transcript is spliced from 10 exons. The record is from RefSeq and is a predicted model, not a curated record. Gene Ontology annotation, cellular component: vacuolar membrane. Gene Ontology annotation, biological process: L-cystine transport. Lineage: Eukaryota; Metazoa; Porifera; Demospongiae; Suberitida; Halichondriidae. Bases 56 to 1333 code for a protein of 425 amino acids.